Molecule: messenger RNA, 1755 nt
Organism: Heterostelium album PN500
Lineage: Eukaryota; Evosea; Eumycetozoa; Acytosteliales; Acytosteliaceae
Product: kelch repeat-containing protein
Exons: 3
Coding region: 1-1755 (584 amino acids)
Molecular function (GO): protein binding
Source: RefSeq, a predicted model, not a curated record
AUGGCUUUAGAGUGUUCAGAACAUAACGAAUCACAUAAGUUUAUUUGUUAUCAAUAUCAUCCUGAUCAUGAUCAAUGGGAACAUAUCGAUGAUAUCAAACAAUCAUUUAAUAAAGACGAAAAUACUUCAUUCAUCAAUUUACAACUUAAAUCGAUAUGGGAAUCAUUAAAAUCAUCAACAUCAAGAUAUCAAUCAUUAUCAACAACAGAGAAUGAAAUCAAACAAUACUUUGAACAACUACAUCAAUAUCUAAUCAUUGAAGAGCAAAAGCUAAAGAGAGAUAUAAUUAAUGAUAAAGAUACAAUCAUAAAUCAAAUCGAUAAUAAUAUUAAUCAUUUGAAAUAUAUUGUAAAUAUUAUUAAAAUAAAUAACAGUAAAGAUAAUAAUAGAAAUGAUAGUAAUAAUAAUGAUAAUCAGUCAACAGUGAUAGAAGAUACAACAACACAAUAUUCAACAACGACAACAAUAAUGAAAUCUAUUACAUCAAGUUCAUCAUUACAAUCAUUCAUCUUGGAUAAUAAUCAGACAUUGUUCAAUGAUAAUCAUGAUCCAUUCAAUAUUGAUGAACUUAAAAAUCAACAUAAUAAUGAUUCAUCAUUAUUAUUGGAUAUCAUAUACAAAUACAACAAUAAAUUCAAUAAAACUGAUAAUAAUAAUAAUAAUACAUCAUCAAUACAAUCAUCAUUAUAUGAAUUAUCAAUCAAACAACCUGAUCUUAAUCAGUUGGAUUCAAUAAUUAAACAAUCAAUCAAACUUGAUAAAAUUAAACCAUCAGAGAACAAUGAAAUUAAUACAACAACAACAAACAAAGAUCAUAAUAAACAAUCAUAUAUUUCCACAACACACCAAUCAAGAGGAGCAACACUUAUCAACACAACAAACAACGAUCAUAAGAAACAAUCAUAUAUUUUCACAACACACGAAUUAAGAGGAGCAACACUUAUCAGCACAACAAACAACAAUUCAAUCGAGCAAAUCAAACUUGAUUUUGAUUUUAGGUGUACACACCAAUCGAUUGUUUCAAUUGGUGAAUAUAUCUAUGUAUUCGGUGGUCUAAACAAUCCAAACAAAUGGAUGAAGUUCUCAAUUAAAUCGAAAUCAAUUGAAUAUAUUGGUAAUAUCGAAGGAAUAGAUGCUGAUUUUAGUAUAUCAGUUUGUUACGAUGGUAAAGAUCAUAUCUAUUUGGUUAAUGGUCACAAUAUUAAGAAUAGAAUUGAUCGAUUCAACAUCAAGACAAUGCAAUUCGAAAGAUAUCAUCGAUUACCUGGUGAAUACGAUGAACAGGUAUCAACAAUGAUCUUCAAAGGUUCAUUGUAUUCAGUACCAUACAAAGGAAAUAAGAUAAUUCAAUUCGAUUUGACCAAUAGAACAAUAGAAUAUCAUCAAAUUGACAUUUCACUAGACUCAGCAUGUCAUGAUAACAAUGGAAAUUUCUUUAUAUGCGAUGUUAUUAACAAGAUAUUCAUCAAAUACAAUGUUAAAACAAAACAAACAUUCAAUAUCAAAUUAACUCCCACCAAAGAUCCAUUUGGAUAUGCUCUUUUGAUGUAUCAUCGAGAAUCAUCAACAUCAAGUUUUAUCUAUUCAUUUCGUGAUACUUACAAACAUAAGAAUUAUAGACAUUUAUUAAUCUUGAAAAUAGAAAUUAUAUAUAUGCAAAAUAUAUUAAAAAUUGAAGACAACCAAUCCGACCAGAUCCUUGAAGAUGAUAAAUUCGAAAGAUUUUGGUGUCCAGGCACAUCCAUAAAAUGUUAA